Messenger RNA from Closterium sp. NIES-65, 270 nucleotides. Lineage: Eukaryota; Viridiplantae; Streptophyta; Zygnematophyceae; Desmidiales; Closteriaceae. The record is from the annotation of a GenBank genome assembly.
AUGGACCUCAGCCCGCGACGGUGGGUGCCAUGGUUGCUGCUGGUGACCUUGGUGUCUCCUCACGUGCAUCGCGCGCAGUCGCAGCUUCUCGACCCGUCACAAGCGGCGGUGCUGGAAGAGUGUCAGUCGGAGUGGAAGGUGCGGUUGAGCCAGUGGAGCAACGGCGGGGAUUGCAGCAAGGCGGAGGCCAUUCAGGCGCCUCAAGGCUACAUGCUGCAGGGCUCUCUGCCUGCCUCCAUAGGCAACCUCGUUUCCCUCUCCUACCUGUAA